Tyto alba (common barn owl) is the source of this 5781-nucleotide messenger RNA. RefSeq names its product PPFIA binding protein 2 (gene PPFIBP2). The transcript has 30 exons. Gene Ontology annotation, cellular component: presynaptic active zone. Gene Ontology annotation, biological process: neuromuscular junction development. Gene Ontology annotation, molecular function: protein binding. NCBI's taxonomy places the organism in Eukaryota, Metazoa, Chordata, Aves, Strigiformes, Tytonidae. Bases 695 to 3574 code for a protein of 959 amino acids. The record is from RefSeq and is a predicted model, not a curated record.
GGCGAGGGCGGGCGGCAGCACGGCCCGGGGAGGUCGGUCCUGGCGGGCGGUGCGAGCCGGGGGCGGGCUGCGUGGGAGGGCGCUCGGCGGAAGGGUCCUGCCUCGGCGGGGAGCGCUGGCGCCGCUGGCCGGGCGGUUCGGGUGUCCCUGUGGCGCAGGCUCGGCGGCGAGGCGGCGGAGCGCUGGGCCGAGCUGUCCCGAGGCGCCGCGGCGGUUCGGGCGAGGGCAGCGUCGGGCAGGAGCCGGUCAGAGGGGCACGCAGGCUCCCGUCGGCUUCUGGGGCGCUUCGGCCGUUGUUUGCAAGGGGAUCCUUCACGAGCCCUGAUGCGGAUGUGACUGCAGUGCCUGUUGCUUCUUUUCUCUUAAUGCUUUGCUGUUGCUGUGACAGUUAAGGACUUGUCGUGGUUUAACCACAGCCAGCAACUAAGCUCCGUACUGUCGAGAAGACUUUUAAAUAGACGCGGCUCCUAGGUCAGAAAUACCCUGCAACUUGAAUGCUAUGUGUAGCCUUGGUCAUCUCAUCUCAACAAUGGUACAAUAAAACAAGACAAAGUAUGUAGAGAAGAAGCAAGAGUGUUGAAAGCCUACUGUCCCGAUUACCAACACAGCUGGUGGCCAUAGACUUCUGGGGGAGCGGCUGGUGGCCACAUCUGCCACAGGAACAAGUAGAAAAAGUCAGAAGAAAUCACAGGUGAUGGCUUCUGAUGCUAGUCAUAUGCUGGAAGCAGCUUUGGAGCAGAUGGAUGACAUCAUUGCAGGUACAAAGUCAGCUACAGAGUAUGCUAAUGGUGGUUAUGAUAUUGUGUCACCUGCUCCAUCAGUAUACUUGGGCACAUUUCAAAUUUUGCAUCUGCUGGAAGAUCUAAAGAUGGCACUGGAAAUGCUAGAGGAUCCUCAAGAGAAAGAAGCAUUGCGAAAUCAAAUUCCAGGAGCCACAGCACUGUGUAUACGAGAGUGGCUUGGAGAGAAUCUGUCACAGGUGAAUCAUCAUUCAUCUAAUAAUGAAACUUAUCAAGAAAGAUUGGCACGAUUAGAAGGUGAUAAAGAGUCACUCAUACUGCAGGUGAGUGUUCUUACAGACCAGGUGGAAGCUCAAGGAGAGAAGAUCCGGGACUUAGAAAUCUGUCUUGAGGGGCAUCAGUUGAAACUGAAUGCUACAGAAGAAAUGCUUCAACAGGAGUUGCUAAGUCGAACAUCACUAGAGACUCAGAAAUUAGAUUUAAUGGCUGAAGUUUCAGACCUGAAGAUUAAGCUGGUUGGUAUGGAAAAGGAACAGAGUGAAUAUGAAGAGAAACAGAACAAAGCUGAGGGUUUGCUACAGGAACUUAAACACCUCAAAAUUAAAGUGGAAGAACUGGAAAAUGAAAGAAAUCAAUACGAAUGGAAAUUAAAAGCAACUAAAGCUGAGAUAGCCCAGCUUCAAGAGCAGUUAGCUCUCAAAGAUGCAGAAAUAGAACGCUUACAAAGUCAGCUAUCUCGGACCUCAUCACAUAGUGAAGUGGCAGAAAGAGUGGAAGAAGAAUCAAACCCUGUACAGAUUUUUUUCAGGCUACAUUUAAGGAAACCACUUAGACUAUAUUUGAAUGGAAACGAUCAAGAAGUUCAACGGUUGAAGAUAGGAAUGGAGUCAUUAUUGGCUGCAAAUGAAGAAAAGGACCGUCGAAUAGAGGAGUUAACACUACUGCUAAGCCAGUACAGGAGAGUCAAAGAGAUAGUGAUUGCAGCUCACGGGUCUUCUGUCUCUGGUGGCAGUGAAGAGGAACUUGAGACAACUUUGAGGAAGUGGAAUCUUUUGAAUAAUCUUCAAGGAGAAUUAUUUAAAACGGAGGGCUCUUCAGGAGAAUUGUCACCAGCUCUGCUCCCUCCAGUGCCACAGAAAGCCAUGGAAAUCAGUGUACGCAUUCCAGUAUCUUCAACUAAUUUAACCUCUCCACAAGAAGAAUCUUUGGAAAUCAUAAAUAGGAUUCCACAGAAAAAGAAGUCAAGUAGUUUGGAAGACUUGCAGAGUGAAUCCCUGGAAAAGUAUGUAGACGGAAAACCAGUACAGCCUGUUAUAGAACAAGAGAGUAAGCCACUUGUGAAAGGCAACAAGUAUCAAACCUUGCCAGGAAAGCUGCCCCGACCCUUACAGAACGGAGAGCAAGGAACGUACAGCUCGCCAGAUGGGUGCGGUGUGAACGACGAGGACAGCAGCAGCCUGAGCCUGAGAGAAACAGAAAAUGUGGAUGGUACAGUAGUGUCGGAUGACCUUUCACCUCUUUCUUCGGGAACAGAUUCGGGUCCACAAUCUCCAUUGUCUCCAGAAAACAGAAAGAGUCCAAAAGGGAUCAAGAAAAUCUGGGGAAAAAUAAGAAGAACUCAGUCAGGUAACUUCCCUGCAGACGAUCUGGGUUUGGCAGAGUUUCGAAGAGGCGGUCUCCGGGCAACAGCUGGGCCACGGUUAUCCAGAUCAAAGGAAACCAAAGGCCAGAAAAGUGACCACAACGCUCCGUUUGCUCAGUGGAGCACUGAAAGAGUCUGUAACUGGCUUGAGGACUUCGGUCUUGGUCAAUACGUCAUUUUCGCACGGCAGUGGGUGACCUCAGGCCACACGCUGUUAACUGCGACACCUCAGGACAUGGAAAAGGAAAUGGGAAUAAAGCAUCCACUGCACAGGAAGAAAUUAGUUUUGGCCAUUAAAUCAAUAAACACAAAACAAGAGGAGAAGUCUGCGCAACUCGAUCAUAUCUGGGUGACACGAUGGCUUGAUGAUAUUGGUUUACCUCAGUACAAAGACCAGUUUCAUGAAUCCAGAGUUGAUGGGAGAAUGUUGCAGUACUUAACUGUGAAUGACCUUCUCUUUCUGAAAGUCACCAGUCAGCUGCAUCAUCUGAGUAUUAAGUGUGCCAUUCACGUGCUGCAUGUCAACAGUUUUAACCCCCACUGUCUACGCAGAAGACCAGUUGAAGAGAAUAGCGUUUCGCCUUCUGAAGUAGUUCAGUGGUCCAACCACAGAGUGAUGGAAUGGCUCAGAUCAGUCGAUCUGGCAGAGUACGCACCAAACCUUCGAGGAAGCGGAGUGCAUGGUGGCCUGAUUAUUCUUGAACCUCGCUUCAACGGUGACACACUGGCAAUGCUGCUGAAUAUUCCACCUCAAAAGACCCUACUGCGACGCCACCUAACAACCAAUUUUAAUGUAUUGAUUGGACCAGAGGCACAACAAGAAAAAAGAGAAGUAACAGAGUCAACAGCAUACACAGCUCUGACCACCACUGCCAAAGUUCGGCCAAAGAAACUUGGAUUUUCACAUUUUGGAAACUUAAGAAAAAAGAAAUUUGAUGAAUCAACAGAUUACAUUUGUCCUAUGGAUACAAACCCAGCUGCUACGAAUGGUACUCAGAAAAACUAUGGUGGCUACAAAGGACUUAGUCCAUUCCCUGAUAGGGAACUGGAUCAGAUGGAACAUUCAGAAGGAACAGUAAUGCAAAUAGGGGCUCUUUCACAAGGCAUAAGCCAUCUUACGACAAUGUUAAGCCAAGAUGAAAUGCUGAAUGACAGCAGAUUUUUAACACCUACCUUUGAAGACUGGAGAUGAUAUUUCUACAUGACCAAGAACACUAAUCAUACCUCAUGCCUGUCCCGAGGGGUGGCCAGGAGAAGCUUGAUGCUGUAGUGCAGAAAAGCUUUACGUCUUUUCUGCCAAUGAAACUUGCCGCACAGCAUUUAAUCUUGUCGAUGUAGCAAGACAUUACAGGUAACUCUCCUCUGCACUAUUCUUCAUUUAAGUGUUGAGAGAGAAGUGGUUCUCAUAUCCAGUCUGGGAUGCCAAGACUGGCAGUACGUUUUACCUUUUGUUCAGUCGUCUUUUACAGGUUAUGUUUAUGUACUGUUACAUGAAAGAUCUUUUGUAAUUUUUUAUUUUUAUAACAAACUUGUAAUGCAGGAAUCAUUAACACUCUAUUUUACCAUGUGGACUAAUCAGAGCCACUUAGAAAUGCAGAUGGAUGCUGGUGAGUGCAGUAAGUACUACUGCAGUCCUGUCAGAGGCUGUUUCCCGUAAGAGGAUUUUAAUCUCAUCCCUCUCAUUAGCACAUGCCCUGCCCUCUUUUUGUCUAAGUGCGUGCAGUGUAGGAUGGGAAGAAUGGAACAUAAUACUGUCUGUCAACCCUGGCUUUUAUCAGAAGGAUGGCAAGGUGGCAUCUUCACAAAUCUUGACCUAACUGAAAACGAUGCUGAACAACUACAGCAGGAAAUGUAACUUAAACUGCCAGAAAAACUGACGGACUCAAAAGCUGGUGUUUCAUUUGAAGUGAUUUUUUUUUUUAAUCAUGUUAUUUUUACGUGUGUACUAAGAUGUUCACUGUCAAGGAGAAAUCACAACUAAUCUAACUUUAAGAACAGUGUUUGCUGCACUCUGUAGGGGGGAAGGGCAACAGAAUUUCUGGCAUGAUCCAUUGUUUAGUUUUAAAUGACAGUUCUUUAACUAGAAGUAUUGAAUUGGCUCUUUCUGUGCAUUGACAUUCUGUCUAAAAGGGCCAGCACUGACGCACAUGUGCAAGCAGCAGGAUCUCCAUACGCCUUCUGGACAGAGUGGUUCAGACAAAGUUUUCUGAGCCCCAUACCUAGUUGCUCUGAAAGAUGGUACUGGCUCUCAGGAAGCCAGGAAUGGUAAUAAGUCUAUUUUCUUUCAGUAGUCACACCUAAUUAAAUAUAUGGCUGCAAACAGUCCUGAGGACUGGAGAUUACAGUGGAAACACUUUUGUAACAUUUGCAUGAGAACUGGUGAUGUUGUAAACAAUAUUGCUGUUCACUUCCAGUUCCCUCUCCAUUCCAGCUACAGAUAGAUUUUCAUAGAAAAUUUAGCAAUAGGAGACAAACCUUACUGCUCUGUGAUGGGUAAAAUAUGACUCAGGGACAUCAAGCAAGUUCCAUAAUAAAACAAGUUAUUUGUUUCUUUGAAACCCCUGACAAAAUAAAUCUGUUGCUAUUCUGCUGAGCUAGGCAAGACUGCAGCACUGUAACAGAGGGAAAUACGGCCUCUUACUACUCCCCUGAGGCACCAUUGAAGGGUGGAAGGGUCUCCUUUACAGUUACUUGGGGCAGCUGUUGACGUGUGUCUCAUGGAUUAUUAAGGUAUUAACAUGGUAUCUUAGUAAAUAAGGAAAUGCCAGAAAAGAAAUCUUAAUUGUAAAGAAAAAACUUAGUAUAUAUAUGGAUGGUUUGUGUUAUUCUCUCCUUGCUGGCUGCAGGGUGUUGGUUUAAAGGAGCCUGAGGGCAGGUCACCCCCAGCUACAACCCUCCCAGGUGAAGGGGAAAUCUCUGGUACUCUCCAGAGCUAGCAGUGGCACUUUUUAAAGGUGACCUAUUCUAGUCCUCGCUCCAUGAGGGACACUACUCUGUAUGGUCAGAUUUUAAAAGCUAAAUACGUGAUUUAAUUGUCCAAAAUUAUAACACCAAGGCAUUUUUUUUUCAGUCACUGAACAAUUAAAUGAUAAUGGAAAAUCCAAAAGGUUGAGAAGUCAAUCUACACAUCAGCAAACCAAAAAUGCUUAAUAAAAGCUAUUAAAUAUACCAGUCAAGUCCAUCUCCAAUCAACACUAGUGACCAGAUCAUGUACUAAGGGCAUCUGAAAUACUUUGUCAGGUUAAUUAGCUAGCAAACUUAUUACAGCACUGCAAGUAGGAUAAGCUGCUCCAACAGAGGCAGCCUUAACAUCACUGGUAUAUUCCACUUGGAUGUUCAGAUUUCUUUUGAUGAUGUAUUUAUAACUCUGUGUUGUGCUAAUUUGGCUGUGAAUGGUCA